Molecule: messenger RNA, 623 nt
Organism: Cynoglossus semilaevis (tongue sole)
Lineage: Eukaryota; Metazoa; Chordata; Actinopteri; Pleuronectiformes; Cynoglossidae
Product: T-cell receptor beta-1 chain C region
Source: RefSeq, a predicted model, not a curated record
AUGUCCAAAGAACAUGACGUCAAAGAACCCAAAGUCAAGAUACUUGGUCCAUCUUCAGAAGAGUGUCGCAAUGAGAAGAAGAAGACGUUACUGUGUGUGGUCUCAGAGUUAUGGCAGGUGGACAGGAACAAUGUCACCAGAGGUGUAGCAAGGGACAAGUUUGCCCAAAGAGACAGCAAGUUCUACAAGAUCACCAGCAGACUGAGAGUCUCUGCUGAAGACUGGUUCAACCCUGAGAAGGACUUCAGAUGUAUCGUCAUAUUCUUUAAUGGAGAAAACCAUCAAUGUUAUAAACACAAUCAGUGGCGUAGAAGGGAUGGUCAAAACUUAAACCAGAUUUGGACACAUGUGGACAAAAGUUCUGAUUCAGUCUCCCUACUUUCUCUUUAUCCACUAGCUGAUGAGUGGUUCAACUUCAAAGAAGGAUAUCCAAGGAGCACAGAGAAGGCCAAACUCUCCUAUGUGGUCUUCAUCGUCAAGAGCAGCAUCUAUGCAGCGUUUAUGGUCUUUCCAGUCUAUGCUUUAAAAACAGAACGACUGAGGGAGGAGCUGAGGAGUACUUUGUGUGUACUCAGUUUUCUACUGUUUUCAUUUUGUAUUCAAUAAAUAUAUUUUGUAUUUUC